AUGGCUGGUAUGUCGGACCGCACCCAGACCUUCUGUCUCUCUAAUCCCUCUCCAUCUCGUGCGACACGCAAGCACUCAGCUCCGAUUAGCCCUUAUCAGCCGCCGACAACCAGUUCAACCCAUGACCAUUCGCAUGGUCGGGGUUCCCUCCUUCCCAUGCCGCCUAACUGCCACGAAGGAUCAUGCUGGACCUUGGCAUCGCUGAGGUGUCUCAGCCCCACCCCUGCUGAAAGUCGACCUCGAACAAUUUCGGUUGAAGUCAACAAAGUCAGUCUAAGAAUGGAUGGUCGUUGGGCGGAAGACAAACCAUACAUUCUCGAGAAAACUUGGGAGGAGUGGGUAGAUUUUAGAGAGUCAGUCAUUUUUCGAUAUCCAGAAACUGAAUCCAUUUUGCCCAAGCUCUCCAAAGGCCAAGGUUUUCUGGAGUCAUUCUUUAACAACUCCAAGCGCAGCCACAAUACCCAAACGUCAAAUACGAAGGAAUUGAAUACUUUCCUAAAUUGCCUGGUUGAAAGGUGUCCCAAAAAAGUUCUUCAUUCCAACACCGUACACGCCUUUCUUCAAACAGAACAAAUGAGAGUCGGAUGUCAUCAGGUGGAAUACAACGAUGAUGAUCUUCCCUUGUGCAGAAUACCGCUGUCUACAGACAUACCGAGCCGAGGAGAAGGCACCACUAUUUCUUCUCAUCUGGAAGCCUUCCGGUUCCCUGAGUCCAAGCAAGCUCCGUCCCUUGUUGCACCCAGUUUGAAAACGAAGACUUCCCAACCAAAUCUUGCUUCCCGGCACAUAAACCUUGGUUCUGAGGUAGAAAUGCCUGUCCCGAAUGAACAGUUUCCCUCUCACGAUCGACGUAGACCUACACUUGAAACUCUGACUUCCAUUGCCGAGCGUCCGCCACCACCAGGCUCAAUACCGGAUCUACAAAGCGGGCAGGUUGGUACCUUAAGCCGUACCCUAGCUGCGCCAAACGCUCGACUGGUGAACAAAUCUCGGAAUCCGCGGAGACCUGCCACAGGCGUAACUCGAUCUCCUUUUCUGGCGCCUCCUCAACGACCCGCCACUUCCGAUUCCAGGCUCCCUGCUGAAGCCAUGCUGAAACCUACGAUAGGCAAAGGCGUCCGCAGUCCAUUGCCAAUCGCCCCCAUACCUGCGGGAAGACCUUCUGAACUUCCGCUGGGCAUCGCCCGAGACGCUGAGGCCUCUCUACCGGCGAGGCCGCGCUUGAGGGAAUUCAAAUCGAUGCAAGAUAUCAGGGCUACAGCCGGUAAUGUCAAGGCCGCAGGACGGUCCGGAAGAAACCAUCUAGCAGACCCUGGCCGCAACAACAGCGUUCCUGCUGCUGGGGCGUGUCCUCAAACUGCCUGGCGGGUUCGAUCGCCAUCCAGCCCUUGGCUUAGACAUCAGCGAACCCCUUCAGAUUCCAGCUCCAGCUUUGGCUCGUCGCAACUCUCUCCUAUCUCCACCGUCUUAAGUUCACCAAACGUGACACCAUCUACUUCCAACAACUCAACCACUAAACCGACUUCCAAUCAGCCAAUCAAGCCCAAGCUAGCCUAUCGUCGCAGUGUUGAUAGUCUCGGUCCCAAUUCGAUGAAAGUUGAUGGCUCGAGUCCACUUAAAGCGGUUUCGGAGCGCAAACCAAUUAAUAUUAUUUUCCGCCCCAACGUGCCACUCGCCGCCCUUUACACUAUCCCUCCCCGCCUUGCUAAUCAUACUACAAAUCCUCCAAAGAUUGGCAAACCCGUAUCGACUUUCCCACAAUCUCAAAAGCGUCCGCAUACCUCCACAGGUAAUGCCAGUGGCCUUAAGCCAAGCUCUCUUACGUUGAAGGUAGUUCAUUUGGAAUCGAAGACAAACAUCAUCUUGGCCGUUCAGAAAGGGCUGUUUUCUCUGGCUCAAAUCAGGUCCAAGAUUCAGAACAAGCUGAAGAUGGCGGCUGAUAUUGAACUGCAGUCUAAUUGGAAGAUAAGAUUGACGAUGAUUGAUCAAAAAGAAUUUGUGAGGCGUGGUGAAAUCGGCCAGGGAAAAGGUGUGGAUCGAUCCGAAGACGAUGGCUUGAAGGUAUUGGAAUUAAUCAACGGGAAACCGACCGAUUCAGCAGUCAAAAAGAUUACCCUUAGAAUUCAAUAA
Messenger RNA from Puccinia triticina, 2130 nucleotides. RefSeq lists its product as uncharacterized. Lineage: Eukaryota; Fungi; Basidiomycota; Pucciniomycetes; Pucciniales; Pucciniaceae. Bases 1 to 2130 code for a protein of 709 amino acids. The record is from RefSeq and is a predicted model, not a curated record. The transcript is spliced from 2 exons. Gene Ontology annotation, molecular function: phosphatidylinositol binding.